Camelina sativa (false flax) is the source of this 1490-nucleotide messenger RNA. Its product is annotated as fructose-bisphosphate aldolase 5, cytosolic. Gene Ontology annotation, biological process: glycolytic process. NCBI's taxonomy places the organism in Eukaryota, Viridiplantae, Streptophyta, Magnoliopsida, Brassicales, Brassicaceae. Gene Ontology annotation, molecular function: fructose-bisphosphate aldolase activity. The record is from RefSeq and is a predicted model, not a curated record.
GAGAGAGGGACUAUUCAGAUCACUGUUGUUGUUUUGUACUUUCUCUCUUCUCCACAUAUCCAAGACUUCGAGGAUAAAGCUGGUAUCGUUUGGUAGUGUCCAAGCAAUCACUCAUUUUCUUCCCUGUCCUCUUCAGCAAGAACUCGUCUCUCGCACUCAAAAAACGGUCAUGUCUGCUUUUGUCGGCAAAUACGCAGAUGAGCUUAUCAAGACUGCCAAGUACAUUGCAACACCGGGAAAGGGCAUUUUGGCCGCAGAUGAGAGCACAGAAACCAUCGGGAAACGAUUCGCUAACAUCAAUGUUGAGAACACUGAGUCCAACCGCCAAGCUUACCGUGAGCUCCUCUUCACUUCCCCUGGCAGUUACCCUUGCCUCUCUGGUGUUAUACUAUUCGAGGAAACCCUCUAUCAGAAAACCUCCGAUGGCAAACCCUUCGUGGAUGUUCUCAUGGAGAACGGUCUUAUCCCCGGAAUCAAAGUGGACAAGGGUUUGGUUGAUCUAGCUGGGACCAACGGCGAGACCACUGCUCAGGGUCUAGACUCGCUUGGUGCACGUUGCCAGGAGUAUUACAAGGCAGGAGCCCGGUUUGCUAAAUGGCGUGCAUUCUUCAACAUUGGGGCCACCGAGCCAAGCGAGCUCUCGUUCCAAGAGAACGUCAAGGGGCUAGCCCGCUAUGCCAUUAUCUGCCAGGAGAACGGACUUGUCCCGAUCAUCGAGCCAGAAGUGCUGACCCGUGGGAGCCACGACAUCAAGAAAUGUGCGGAAGUGACCGAGAAGGUUCUUGCUGCCAUGUACAAGGCCUUGAACGACCACCAUGUCCUCCUCGAGGGCACUCUGCUUAAACCUAACAUGGUCACUCCCGGCACCGACAGCCCGAAGGUUGCACCGGAAGUAGUGGCGGAAUACACGGUGACUGCUCUGCGCCGUACAGUACCACCAGCUGUUCCGGGAGUCGUGUUCCUCUCAGGCAUACAGCGGGAAGAGCAAGCUACACUAAACCUAAACGCAAUGAACAAGCUUGAUGUGUUGAAGCCAUGGACGCUCACUUUCUCUUUUGGUGGAGCCCUCCAGCAAAGCGCUCUCAAGGCUUGGGCCGGUAAGACUGAGAACGUAGCCAAAGCUCAGGCCAAGUUUCUGAUCAGGUGCAAGGCUAACUCGGACGCUACCCUUGGGAAAUACACCGGCGGGGCUUCUGGUAACUUGGCCGCCUCUGAGAGCUUGGGUGAGAUCAUAGGUUACAGGUACUAGGAUCGUUUGAGAACGGGCGUUCGCCUUGAAUGCGGUUUGAGUAUAUGAUGUAACACAUCCUUUUCGUAUCACACAAGCUUCUAAAAUUCUCUGUUUUCUUUUUGUGCUUCUCAGUUUCUAUAUUCUUGUUGAUUUUUCUUUAAUGCUUGCUUCUAGACCUCUAAAGCUUGUAAAGAGGAUCAUCCUUGUAUUGAAUUAAUAAAGAGUUGUUAUAUUAACAAUAAAAGAAUUUAAAAUUGAA